Molecule: messenger RNA, 2463 nt
Organism: Cygnus atratus (black swan)
Lineage: Eukaryota; Metazoa; Chordata; Aves; Anseriformes; Anatidae
Gene: CHRNA5
Product: cholinergic receptor nicotinic alpha 5 subunit
Exons: 9
Coding region: 16-1458 (480 amino acids)
Biological process (GO): signal transduction; nervous system process; monoatomic ion transmembrane transport
Cellular component (GO): postsynaptic membrane; synapse; neuron projection
Molecular function (GO): acetylcholine-gated monoatomic cation-selective channel activity; transmembrane signaling receptor activity
Source: RefSeq, a predicted model, not a curated record
GGCCGUGUCCGAGCCAUGGCCGAGCCGGGCGCCCGGCUGCGCUGCGGCCGCCCCCUGCUCCUCCUCGCCUGCCUCUUCGUGCCCGUCCUCGGCAAGCCCGGAGCCGGCCCCGCCGCCCGUGCCCCCUACGCCGGCGUAUCUGAACCGUCUUUUAUUGCUAAAAGUGAAGAUCGCUUGUUUAAACACUUAUUUGAAGACUAUCAAAGAUGGGUUCGUCCAGUGGAACGCUUGAAUGAUACAAUAAAAAUCAAGUUUGGUCUUGCAAUCUCUCAGCUAGUAGAUGUGGAUGAGAAAAAUCAAUUGAUGACAACAAAUGUCUGGUUGAAACAGGAAUGGAUAGAUGUAAAAUUAAGAUGGAAUCCUGAAGACUAUGCUGGAAUAACAUCUAUUCGUGUCCCAUCAGAUUCUAUUUGGAUUCCAGACAUUGUGUUGUAUGACAAUGCAGAUGGACGUUUUGAGGGAACGUCUACAAAAACUGUGGUAAAAUAUGAUGGCACCAUUGCUUGGACUCCACCAGCUAACUAUAAAAGUUCUUGUACUAUUGAUGUAACCUUCUUUCCUUUUGACCUCCAAAACUGCUCUAUGAAAUUUGGUUCCUGGACUUACGAUGGCUCACAAGUUGAUAUAAUUCUAGAAGAUUAUGAUGUUGACAAAAGAGACUUUUUUGAUAAUGGAGAAUGGGAAAUAGUGACUGCAACAGGGAGCAAAGGAAAUAGAACUGACGGAUGCUGCUGGUAUCCCUUUGUUACAUAUUCGUUUAUAAUUAGACGUCUGCCACUCUUUUACACGUUGUUUCUCAUUAUUCCUUGUAUUGGACUUUCAUUUCUAACUGUCCUUGUCUUCUAUCUUCCUUCAAAUGAAGGUGAAAAAAUUUCCCUUUGCACUUCAGUCCUGGUAUCUUUGACUGUUUUUCUUCUUGUCAUUGAAGAGAUUAUUCCAUCGUCUUCUAAAGUUAUCCCACUUAUAGGAGAGUACUUGGUGUUUACUAUGAUAUUUGUGACAUUGUCCAUUGUGAUAACUGUCUUUGCUAUCAAUAUUCAUCAUCGCUCUUCGUCUACACACAAUGCUAUGGCACCUUGGGUUCGCAAGAUAUUUCUUCACAAGCUUCCCAAGCUGCUUUGCAUGAGAAGUCACGUAGAUAGAUACUUUGCGCAGAAGGAGGAAACAGGAAAUAUGAAUGGAUCAGAAUCAUCUAGGAACACCUUGGAAGCAGCUCUAGAUUCUAUCCGGUAUAUUACGAGGCAUGUUAUGAAGGAAAAUGAAGUUCGUGAGGUUGUUGAAGACUGGAAAUUUAUUGCUCAGGAUACAUGGAUAUUGAGAUCUCUGUAUCAGCUAUGGAAAGAGAGGCAAAGGCAAUUAAAUGAGAUGUCCAAGUUGCACAACUGUUCUAAUAGAAUUAAGUUUUUAAGCACAAGUAGCAGGAAUUUGGAGAAUGCAUUUCUGAAGGAAAUAGGCUGAAAAUGCUUAUGCCAUAUAACAAAGUACAGACUAAUGGAGUAAUGUCAAGGAAGAACAAAUCUUGGUAAGUUUUUUGUUUGGUUAAAUUCUCAGACCAAUUAUAGCAUGUUUAGGUGAAAAGUUUAAUGUAAAUUGUUAUAUUGUUAAUAAUGUAAGUAAUAGUAGUUAUGGAUUUGGGGAAAAGAUACAUUUUUCCUCUAUCACCUUUAGAAUAGCUCUGUUUGACAUUGUACUGAUUAUAAUACCGAUUGCUCAUGUCAUAACAUAUAUAACUGGAAGUUUAUUUCAAAUUCUUUCAUCUGCAGGAUGUUCUUGGUUUUGUAUAGCUUCUUCAGUCUCACGGGCAGGGAAAUGAUGCCAACCAAUGUUCUAUUUUUUUAUAAUUUUUAAAAUCUAAUUUCAAAUAAUUACGAUUGAAAAAGGAAUCUCUUCUUAGAUAUACAAUUACAUCUGUCAUUAGAUAUCAGUAUAUUCUGUAUUCCCACAAUAACUUAUUUUAAAGUUGAAUUUAUAAUGAUUAUCUGAUUUAAUCUAUUAAUGUAAUUUUUAACUUUCUCAGUAUUACUAAGACUAAUGCAUGAGUAACUUUGUGUGAAAAUGUAAAGUACUUUAGCUAUCUUCUUUUCUCUUCAAAAUCAAAUUUUUUUUUUAUAGUCCUUGUUUUUGAAUUGCUUAUUGAAAUUUAUCUGAACAGAAAACAAAGUAAGGAAAGGUAUAGACUAGCUAUAUAUAUAUAUAUAUAUAUAUAUGUAUAUAUAUAUAUACACACACACAUACUACCUCCCUUACUGCAUCUUUUUGUUCAAUGAUGACCGGAGGAUACUGCCCAAUUAUAUCAUGAGAUGUUUGGCAGCAUAUUGGCAAUGGAGUCCCAAUCUUUAUACUAGUAACUAACAAUUUUUGCAAAUCCUUGAAAUUCUUUAAGGUGUUUCUAUAAUCAUAUGAUAUGUUCAGAUUAGAAAGAUGAUGCUCAAAUCCUUGGUGUCUCCAGCCCAUCCUGAGGUG